AUGGCCGCGGGGUCGGCGGGGCAGCGGCUGCGGGAGGAGGCGCGGUGCCCCGUGUGCCUGGACCUCCUGCGGGAGCCGGUGAGCGUGGACUGCGGCCACAGCUUCUGCCUGCGCUGCAUCUCCGAGUUCUGCGAGCGCGCGGCGGGCGCGCAGGGCGGCGUGUUCGCCUGCCCGCAGUGCCGCGGCCCCUUCCGGCGCGAGGGCUUCCGCCCCAACCGGCAGCUGGCCAGCCUGGUGGACGGCCUGCGGCAGCUGGGCCCCGGCGCCGGCCCCGCCGGCCCGCAGUGCGCGCGGCACGGCCAGGAGCUCGGCCUCUUCUGCGAGGAGGACCAGGCGGCGCUGUGCGGGGCGUGCGCCGCGGGCCCCGAGCACCGCGGCCACCGCGCCGCGCCGCUGCAGGAGGCCGCCCAGCGCCACCAGGCAAAGCUCCAGAUGGCCCUGGAGUUUGUGCGGAAGGAGAUGGAGGAGGCCUCGACUCAGGAGGCCAACGUGGGGAAGAAAACGGUCAUCUGGAAGGAGAAGGUGGAGACGCAGAGGCAGCGCUUCCGGCUGGAGUUCCAGAAGUACCGCGGCUUCCUGGCGCAGGAGGAGCAGCGGCAGCUGCGGCGGCUGGAGCUGGAGGAGCGCGCCACGCUGCAGCGGCUGCGCGAGGGCCAGCGCGGGCUGGCGCAGCGGGGCCGGGCGCUGCGGGAGCUGGCGCGGGAGCUGGAGGACCGCUGCCGGCUGCCCGCGCUGGACCUGCUGGAGGGCGUGAGAGGAACCUUGAGCCGAAGUAAGAGUAUCACGCAGCUGGAACCGGAGACCAUCCCCCUGGAGCUGAAGACCAUGUGUCGAAUCCCUGGGAUGAGAGAAAUGUUGAGGAAGUUCCAAGUUGACGUAAAGCUGGACCCGGCCACAGCGCACCCCAGCCUCCUCUUGACCGCGGACCUGCGCAGCGUGCAGGAUGGGGAACUGUGGAGGGAUGUCCCCAACAACCCCGAGCGAUUUGACACGUGGCCCUGUGUCCUGGGUUUGCAGAGCUUCUCAUCAGGAAGGCAUUACUGGGAGAUCAUGGUGGGAGAAAGAGCAGAGUGGGGGUUAGGAGUCUCUCAAGACACAGUGGCCAGAAAGGGGGAAACGACACCGUCUCCCGAGAACGGAGUGUGGGCCAUGUGGCUGCUGAAAGAGAACGAGUACAUGGUGCUGGCCUCCCCGUCGGUGCCUCUCCUCCACCUGGAACGGCCUCGGCGGGUUGGGAUUUUCUUGGACUAUGAAGCAGGUGAAAUCUCCUUUUAUGACAUCACAAACGGGUCUUACAUCUACACUUUCAGCCACCUGUUCAAUGGUGUUCUCCGACCUUACUUCUUCAUCUGUGACACAAAUCCUCUCGUCCUGCCACCUAUGACAGAAGCAGAGUCAGGAAAUGGCGCAUCCAGCAGUCAUCCUAACCCUGCUUCUACCGUUGGAGAUGACCAUCCCUAG
Molecule: messenger RNA, 1461 nt
Organism: Pipistrellus nathusii (Nathusius's pipistrelle)
Lineage: Eukaryota; Metazoa; Chordata; Mammalia; Chiroptera; Vespertilionidae
Source: the annotation of a GenBank genome assembly